Messenger RNA from Bursaphelenchus okinawaensis, 17222 nucleotides. NCBI's taxonomy places the organism in Eukaryota, Metazoa, Nematoda, Chromadorea, Rhabditida, Aphelenchoididae. The record is from the annotation of a GenBank genome assembly.
AUGUCCACCGCCAGAGAAGUGCUCGGUAAGUCUGGUUUAGCUUUUUUCUUGUUCAGUUUAGAGAUGAAUGAAUGGAAGGCUUGGAGGCAUGGAAUUUUAAAAAUUUAAAUAUUUUUGUCUUAAAUUGGCUUAACUUCAAAAUUUAGGAUUUUUAAGACUAAACUUUUGGUUAUAAGCCUAAAGUUAUAUUUGUAAGCUUAAAAUCUUACUUACAGAGCUUAAAAAGCCUUUUAAUCUUAAAGUUUUAAUUCAUAGCUUAAAUUUAUAGUUAUAAGACUAGAAUUUCAUUUCUAAGCCUAAGGUCUUGUUCAUAGGUUUAUAGUUUCAUCAUUGAACAUAAAGUUUAACCUAUAAGCGUAAAAUUUAACUUGUAAGCUUAAAGUUUUACUUAUGAGCCUAAAAACCUUUUCUACCUAAAAAUUCAUUUAUAAGCCUACAACUUUAUUUAGAAAUUUAAAAGUUUAUUUGUAAGCUUAUAAACAUAGAACCCUUGUCAGAAGCCUAACGGUUCAUGCACAUGUCCAAAGUUUUAGUUAGAACCCUAAAAGCCCACUUAUAAGCCUAAUACUCAUUAAAAUCCUAAAAGUUUAUUUAUGCUUAAAAUUUUAUAUAUGAGGUUAAAAGUUUAUUUAGAAGCCUAAGACUAUAGUUAGAAGCGUAAGAUUUGAUUUAUAAGCCUAAAAGCUUAGUUAGCCGCUUAAAAAUCAUUUACAAGAUUACUAUUUAAUUUAAGGUUCUAAAAGUUCAUUCAUAAGCCUAAAACUUUAGUUAGAAACUUAAAAGUUUAUCUCUAAGCCUAAGACUUUACUCAGAAGCCUAAAACCCUUUUUAUAAGCUUAAAGCUUCAUUAUUAAACCUAAACUUUUAUUUAUAAGCCUACAGCGUUAUCCUUGAUUUAAAAUUUUUUGUUUUAAGCCAAUAUUGUUAUUCAUAAGCCUACACUUUCAUUUAUAAGGUUAAAAGUUCACAUUUAAACCUAAAAUAUUUGAUUUAAACCUAACUUUCUAUUCAUAAGCCUAAACCUUCAUUUAUAAGGUAAAAAUUUAAUUUAUUAGCUUGGGUGUCAUUUCUAAGCCUAAAUUUUCAUUUUAAGCCAUUUUUUCUGCCAAUUUAUCAAUAUAAUGUAAUUUUUUUCCAUUUACCACUCCUUCAAAUCAUGUAAAGUUGAAUAUUUUUGUAAUAUUAAUAUAAAUUAGGGUAUCACACCAAUCUCGGCUAAAGCGUUGUUUGUUUUUGGCAGAAUUCCGCGAAGAACCAUAAAAUAGCGUGGGGCAAUCUUCUCCCCCCCCCUUUACUAUGAAAAAACAAGUGAAUAAGCGUUUGGGGACCGCCGUUUUUAGGCCGCGAAACAUUUUUUCGCCGGAUUUUAAAGGAUAUUUGUUGGGCCGCAGGGGAAUUGUGGCUGCCCCGAUUUCUUGUUUUUCCUCAAAGGCUCGGGCUGUGAAAAAUACGUAUUAAGGGGGGUUGGUAAAUACAAAAAUAAGAAACUAUGAGAAUAAAAAAGGGGGGAGGGGACGACAGGGACAUUUUUACAAAAAAAUUUUUUUUUGGAGUUUGGGUGGGGCGGUAAAUGAAAAAAUUUGACAUAGGAGGUAGAUAAUUGAAAAAAAUGAAAUCAGCGGGGUGCAUUUUGAAAAAAACACAAGCUGGGGUAGAUUUUUUAUUACAAAUCCACUUUUGUUUUAAAAAAUCGCAAUAACUUUCUUUACAAAACAAAAAAUGUUUUUUAUCGUACAACUUGUCACCCGCAGGCUGCAGAAUACAAAAUUUGGUUAUUUCAUGAAGGAACGGCAAAAACUUUCUUUACAAGUCAUAAAAUGGCAAGAACUUUGUUUAAAAAACAUAAAAUGGCAAGAACUUUCUUUACAAAACAAAAAACGGCAUUUAUCGUAUAACUUGUCACCAGGCUGCACAUUAAUAAAUUUAGUUAUUUUACGAAAGAAUGGGAAGAACUUUCUUUACUACACAAAGAAUUGCAAGAACUUUCUUUACAAAUCUUAAAAUGGCAAGAACUUUCUUUACAAAUCUUAAAAUGGCAAAAAUUUUCUUUACUAAACACUAAAUUGCAAGAACUUUCUUUACAAACCAUGAAACCUUAAGGACUUUCUUUGCAAGUUUAUAAAUUUGCAUAAAAACAUAAAAGUUUUUAUUUCGUCGCCAACAUAGUUACAUGCGUAUUUUACAAAAAAGUGUAAUCUUUGGUCGUUGUCAACCAUACAUCUUUCUGUCAUUGUGUAUUCCUCGCGCCUUCAAAAAAAGCCAUUGGAAUUCCCGGGAGUUUCGAAUCGUAAAAUAUAUACUUAUUCAAAUAGUGCCAAAUUUCCCUUUUUUUAUGUGGGAAUUUUACAGAGCCCAUAAAUACGUCAACAAUAGCGCAUAUUGUGGUAAUGGGGACGUAAUUUUAAAAAAUUAACUUUUGAAAUGGAGAAAGGGCAAGAAUUUUCUUUACAAAACAUAAAAUGGCAAUGACUUUGUUUACAACACAUAAAAUGGCAAUAACUUUCUUUACAAAACAUAAAAUGGCAAGAACUUUCUUUACAAAACAUAAAAUGGCAAGAAAUUUCUUUACAUAAUACAAAAUGGCUUUCAUCGUACAACUUGUCAUCCGCAGGCUGCGCACCAUAAUAUUUAGCGCUUUUACGAUAAAAAUGACAAGAACUUUCUUUAAAAAAAAUUAAAUGGCAAAAACUUUCUUUACAACACACAAAAUUGCAAGAAAUUUCUUUACAGAACAUAAAAUGGCAAGAACUUUCUUUACAACACAUAAAAUGGCAAGAACUUUCUUUACAGAACAUAAAAUGGCAAGAACUUUCUUUACAGAACACAAAGUGGCAAAAACUUUCUUUACAUAAGGUAAAAUGGCUUUCAUCGUAUAACUUGUCACCGGCAGGCUGUGAAGCAUAAUAUUCGCGUUUUUACGAUUAAAAUGUCAAGAAUUUUCUUUACAAACAAACGAAAUAGUUCAAAUAGAACAUUUUAACCUUUCCCUAAGCACUCCUCUUUCAUUCUGGUCAACCUCCCCCCUUUUGAAAUUUUUUUGAUGUAUCCUCAUUCUUCCCUCUUACCUACUCUUUAUCCCAUUCAAAUACUAGCCAUUUACCACUGGUGUAUGACAAUUUAAUAUUAACUAGCAUUGCAACUCUAACGUCUUUUCAAAUUUAAAAAAAAAUUCAAAUUUCAAAUUUUCCAAAUUUUUUAAAAUCCGGACUUUUUCACAAAUUUCGCUUUUUUUCAGAUGAAGUGCACGCGAAACUCGCCGAGUUCAAGGUGGAACUGGACGCAAGAAUGAGCGCGGCGAAUGGUCGGGCCGCCAGAACCACCACCGACAACAAUGGCACACCGUCCAGCCGGCUGGCCGGUCAGCCCAACUUCGCUUCACAUCAGGUGCAGUAUUGCGGGCCGUACAAGUUGGAGAAGACGCUUGGCAAGGGACAAACGGGUAGGUUGAGGGGUUGAUAAGGGGUAGAUUUUGGGGUUUUGAAUUUAAAAUGGCAAGAACUUUCUUUACAAAACAUCAAAUGGCAAGAAAUUUCUUUACAAGGCUUAUAAUGGCAAGAACUUUCUUUAAAAAACAUAAAAUUGCAAGAACUUUCUUUACAAAACUUAAAACGUCAAGAACUUUCUUUAAAAAACGUAAAAUGGGCUUUAUCGUAUAACUUGUCACCGGCAGGCUGCAGAACACCUAAUUUUGUUAAUUCAGGAUGAAAACGCAAAAACGUUCUUUACAAUGCCCAAAAAUCAUAAAAAUAUUACCUUCCCUCCACCCCACCACCACAAAAAAUGCCCUUACCCACCCCCGCCCCUACAACGAAUUACCUCACUCCAUCCCCCCCCUUCUACCAAAAAAAUAUUAAAUUUCCUUACCCUCUUCCUACUACAAAAAGCCUACAUCCUCCCCCCCCUCCCACAAAAAACCCUCCCCCCCCUCACCCACCAAAAAACCGGAAUAAUAACCACCCAUACACCAGUAAUAUCAUAGUAAACCACUGCUUUAUAUAGCCCUUUUGAAUAAUAUUGUUUGGUUUGAAACAAAAACAGUUGAGUAAAUAAGGUCAUUUGUCAUAAUUAUAGUCAAAGGAAUCAUAUGGUAGUUACAGUGGAACUGGUUUACAUCUUUUAAAAGUUUGACUGUCCUUUAAAGGCGUUGUAAUGGGUUUGGUAGCCUAUGACACAAAAAGUAAUUUUUUAUAUGGUUUUGGGCGUAGAAGGUGGUUUUAGUCUAGGCUUGGUGAAUUGAGGUUUAGUAAAGCUUAGGCUAAGCUUAGAGAUAGGAUUAACGCUGAAGCUAAGGCUAGCGCUUAUACUUAUGCUUAUGCUAGAGCUUAUAUUUGGGCUUAUGCUAGGACUUAAGCUAGGGCUCUGGCUAGGACAUCUAAGGCUUUGGCUUUGUAAUCUUCGGUCUCAAACUCUGAGUAGGCUUCUUAGAGUUGUAAUAAAUAUAGGCUUCUAAGUGUAGUUUUUUAGGCUAAUUUUUCUAAGCUUAAGCUUUUAAGUUUAAGCCUUUAAUUUUAAGGCUUAGUCUUUCAUGUUUAAGCCUUUAAUUUUUAGGCUUAGGCUUCCUUUCAGGUUUGAACUCCUAGGCUUACAAUUUCAGUUUUAAGGCUUUAGGCUUAAAUUUCAAAGCUAAAGUUUUCGUCAUACAGUGGUUUUAAAUGCACUGUGUAUCGUAAGCGGGGACUCAAAGCUAGUGAUACAGAGAUUACGCUUUAGAGAGUACUGUUGUUAUACAGGAGUUCUACUGUAUUUAGUUUUUUAUUUUUGUCCUUCUCGUAGUGGAAAAUUCCUAAACGUUUUAUUACUUUCUAACCAUUAAUUACAUUUUAAAUUUCAUUUUUUCUUAUUUAUCGAAUGUUUUGACCUUUAGAAUCACGGGCUUCUGAAAACUAAGAAAAAAUGACAAGAACUUCCUUUACAAAACAUAAAAUGGCAAAAACUUUCUUAAGAAAACUUGAAAUACAGUGGAACUCCUGUAUAACGAAUCGCUCGGAAAUUGGGAAUUUGUUCGUUAUAAAGGAGUUUCGUUAUACAGGAGUUUUAAAUGCACUGUGUAAUGGUAGACGGGGAUUCAAAAGUUGUUCGUUAUACGGGAGUUUCGUUAUGGAGGAGUUCGUUAUACAGGAGUUCCACUGCAGAAAGAGCUUUCUAUACAAAACUAAUAAUUUUAUUUACCGUAUAACUUGUCGCUCGCAGGUUGCAGAAACCAAAUUUUUUGAUUUCAUGAACAAAUGGCAAGAAAUUUCUUUACAAACCUUAAAAUGGCACCCCCUCCCCCCCACCACUAAUAAAAUAACAAAAACCAUCAGCAAAUCACCCAACCGGCUGUCAUUAACAACAACCCCCCCUCCGCAGUCGCUUCACAAAAAUGAUUUCUUAAGAUUCUCAAAAGUGAUGUAACCAUGGGUGAAUGAAGUCACCGACCACGCGCUGCCAUUAUUAAAAUCGACCUUUUCUCACGUUUACUCGCUCUGACAGUCGAUGCAAUUUCAUCGAUGGGCUGAUGAAAUCUGCGAUGAGCGGGUUCAAGCAUCGAUGAGCAACAAAACAUUUUCAACAUGAAAUCGAAAGUUUUGUAAUUUUGCGAUUUUUAGUGAUUUGUGAAAGAGGUACAUCUAAGAAAAGGUCGUUUUAACAGUAGGGCUGAUUUGAGUGUAAAUGACAAGAACUUUUUUUACAGAACAUAAAAUUGCAAGAACUUUCUUUACAAAAAGUAAAAUAGCAAGGACUUUCUUUACAAAACAUAAAAUGGCAAGAACUUCUUUUACAAAAGGUAAAAUAGCAAGAACUUUCUUUACAUAACAUAAAAUGGCAAGAACUUCUUUUACAAAAAGUAAAAUAGCAAGAACUUUCUUUACAUAACAUAAAAUGACAAGAACUUUCUAUACAAAACAUAAAAUGGCAGGAAUUUUCUUUACAAAGCACAAAACGGCAAAAACUUUCUUUACAAAACAUAGAAUUGCAUUUAUCGUAUAACUUGUCGCCCGCAGGCCGCAAAGUACAAAAUUUUGAUAUUUUUUUAAAAAACAACGCAAACUUUCUUUACAAAUUAAAAAAAAAUGGCAAAAACCUUUAAACACCUACCUUUUCUCCCAAAAAAAACUUAUGAACCUACCCCUAACCCAAAAAUGUUUUUACCCCAGCCAAAUGUGUGUAAAACUGAAUUUUUGAAGCAUUUCUAAUUUACCUUUUAUACUAAAAUAUUUUAUUUUUUUUUUGUAUGGCCACCCCCACUUUACAACAUAUUACAAUAUAUGCUCUAUAGUAAAUAAAUUGUAAAGGUGGGGGGUUUACUUGACCUUUGUUAGGCAUAUCUAUCUAUUCCUUCAAAAAGUAGAAAAAAAAGUUUACCACGCCCAAUUUUUCGGACCUACUCUACCCUACACUAUCUGUUUUACCCUACCUUGCCCUACCUUACCUCCCUCCCCCUUCUUUACCCCACCCCCACCACACAUCCCCGCCUCUCUACCACGCAUCAAUCUUACAAAAAUUCAAAGUCCCAUUUCCCAUCCGCCACCCAAACCCAUGCCUAAACAAAACCAAAAUUUACAUCAUCUUCAAUUCUUUACCACCGCCUUAAAUAGCUGUGUAAUUCAGCGAACACAAGCCAGAUCAUCAUAAUGAUGCUAACACACUUUCGGAACCAUUAAAGGUCUUUUUCGAUUGCAAAUCGCCGGAAAAAGAAAAAAAAAUAAAAAAUUGAAGAGAGGAAUUCGAUCGCUCUCUUCGUCAAUGGAAUGACCCCACACAUUUCGUCGAUAAAAUUGCGAUGAGAAACGAAAAGUUGAGAAGAUUCGUCAUCAUGAUGAUUUGUAAAGAAAGUCCUUGUCAUUUUAUGGUCUGUAAAGAAAGUUCUUGCCAUUUUACGUUUUGUAAAGAAAGUUUUUGCCAUUUCAUGGUCUGUAAAAAAGUUCUUGCCAUUUCUUUUUUAAAUUGCGAAGAUCAGUCUUCUGCAGCCUGCGGAUGACAAGUUAUACGACGAGUUGCAUUUUGAGCGCCGGAAAGGAAGUUUUUGCAAUUUUAAGUCUUGUAAAGAAAGUUUUUGUUAUUUUGUGCUUUUUUUCACAAAAUUACAAAAUUUACCGUUUUGCAGCCUACGGAUGACAUAAUAUACGAUGAUUCGUAUUUUAAGCUCUGGAAAUAAAGUUCUUGUUAUUUUAUGUUUUGUAAAGAAAGUUCUUGUCAUUUUACUUUAUGAAAAAUCCGAAAUCGCUGUUCUGCAGCCUGCGGGUGGCAUGUUAUACAACGAAUUGCAUUUUAAGCCCUGGAAAGAAAGUUCUUGCUAUUUUAUGUUUUGUAAAGAAAGUUUUUGCCAUUCUAUGGCUUGUAAAUAAAAUUCUUGGCGUUCUUAGCUCAAAAAUUCAAUUUAAAAGAAAGAACAUUGAUAGCUAAUAUAGAACACCAAACACUAACAAUUGCCAAUUAAAAACCCCAUAAAUAACUCAAUUUAUACCUAAAAUACAAAACAAAAAGUUAGUUUUUGUGCUGUGUAACCCUGACAUGAAUUGCCUUCCGGUCGCCCAAAAAUAACCGUUCUCUCACGCAUCUUGAUUUAUCGACCCAUCUGAUCGAGAAUGGCGAGAUGAGUGGUUAUUUUGGUCAAACGACCAAUGACUUUUGGCUUCAAUAAGCUUGGAAGCAAAAUUGCAAGAACUUUCUUUACAAAACGUAAAAUGGCGAGAGCUUUCUUUACAAAUCUUAAAAUGGCAAGAACUUUCUUUCCACACUUCAAAAUGUUAUUCAUUGUAUAACUUGUCAUCUGCAAGCUGCAGAACAAAAAACGUUGGUUUUUAUGAAAAAUAGCAAUAACUUUCUUUACAAAACAUGAAAUGACAAGAACUUUUUUUACAAAACAUAAAAUGCCUUUAUGAGGUAACCGUCGUAUAAGUUGUCACGGGCAGGCUGCAAAACAAAAAAUUAUGUUUUUUCAUGAAAAAAUGGCAAGAACUUUCUUUACAAAACAUAAAAUGGCAAAAACUUUAUAUAGAAAACACAAAAUGAAGUUAUAAAAUUAUAAAGUAACAUCCAUCGUAUAACUUGUCACCCGCAGCUUGUAGAAUUGAACAUUUAUUGAUUUUUGGGCGAAAUCAAGUAAAUAUGAAAAAAAUAAAGUAAAAUACGCAUAAAAUGAAAUUUUUUAAAAAACUUCAAAAAUUAAAAUACAAAUUUUUUAAAAAUAAAUAUUUUAGGUUUGGUCAAAUCGGGAGUGCACUGUAUUUCCGGCCGCAAAGUGGCCGUUAAGAUUGUGAACAAAGAAAAACUCAACGAAUCGGUACUUCAAAAGGUCAGUUUUAUAAACUAUCAAAUUUGAUAGUUUUUGGAAUUUAAUUUUGAUUUUUUUACUAAAUUUUUGAGUUCACUUAUUUAAAAAAAAUUUUGUUAGGUACCGACACGAAAACUUUAAAUUCUAUAACUUUCUUGGCAUAACGUUGCAAGUCGACAUUUUGUUUUUAUGUUCAUCGUAAAAUACGUUGACAGCAGCUUUGCCAUUUUAUAUGACCAUCUUAACUAUUUCUACAAACUCUUUGGGUUCCACAACGAAAACCCUGAAAAUCAAAAAUUUCUUUGGCAUAACGUCGCAGCUUUAUAAUUUUUGUAUAUAAUUUUUUUUAAAUACGGUUGCGUUUACAACGUUUUUUUAUAUGAUAAUCUUUACUAUUUUUUACAAAGACUUUGGGUUCCUAAACGAAAAUCCUGAUAAUUAAGAGCAACUGGAUUUCAUUUUCUAAUGUUAGAAUGAUCUAUGUUGACUUACAAAUUAAAUUUCAAUAGAUUUUAAACCUAAAAAAUGAAAUUUAACAGUUGUGUGAUUUAAAAAUGGCAUUACUUUCAGGUCGAACGAGAAAUUGCCAUAAUGAAACUGAUAGAACAUCCAUAUGUCCUUCACUUAUAUGAUGUAUAUGAAAACAAGAAAUACCUGUAAGUGUCAUUUUUGAUAAACUUUUACUUUUUUUAAUUUUUUUAAAAUUUUUAUUUUUGCACGGUGCAAUCUUUAAAAACUUUGCACUGUGCAGACAAUUUUUAGUCUUUAAUGCCAUUUUUUGUUGACUUAUUAUCAUUUUUUGAAAAACAAGUACUGUCAUCGUAAAAAGCAUGGUUUUUUGUACUAAAAAUGUUGUUUUAGGUAUCUUCUACUUGAACAUGUGUCCGGUGGUGAGCUAUUUGAUUACCUCGUGCGUAAGGGCAGGUUAACGUCGAAGGAGGCCAGAAAGUUCUUUCGCCAAAUCAUUUCGGCGCUGGACUUUUGCCAUGCUCAUAACAUUUGGUAAGAUUUUUAAUUUUUUAGGUUUUUUUUUGAAAAAAAAAUUUUUUUUGAGGGAUUUUUGUUACCUAAAAUAUUUAAAAAAUAGGUUUUUAUUGUCUAAAAUAGCAAAAAAGUAAAUGUUGUUACCUAAAAUACUGAAAAAGUCAAAUUUGUUACCUAAAAUACCAAAAAAAGUUCAUUUUGUUACCUAAAAUACUCAAAAAAUCAAGUUUUGUUACCUAAAGUAAUAUUAUUUUAGCCACAGAGACCUAAAACCAGAAAAUUUGCUACUAGACGAAAGGAACAACAUCAAAGUUGCUGAUUUCGGCAUGGCGUCACUCCAAGUCGAAGGAUCAAUGCUGGAAACGAGUUGCGGAUCACCACAUUAUGCUUGUCCUGAGGUCAUUAGGGUAAGUCAUGACAAUACAUUUCAUGACAAAAUAUAUGUUAAUAUUAUAGAAAUAAAAGAUGAAAAAUUUUAAUGUAUUAUAAUUGCUUUGAGUUUUUAAAUCUUAUCAUUUUUUUAAAUUUUUUUAUAAAAUAACCUUACAGUGCAAGACUGCACCGUGCAGCCUAUGUAAUUUGGACUGUUGCACCGUGCAGUCAUUCACUGUGGGCAAAAAAAGUCAUAUGCCAUUUCUUGUUGAACUAAGGGUUAAGUUAACAUUUUUUCUAAUUUUUUGUAUUUGGCUAGGGCUUAUUUUAUAUUUUUAUAGUUUCGGCAGUUUGACUUUGGCAAGGUUUUUUAAAAAUUUUAAUUUUUUAAACUUUGCACUGUGCAGUUGCGCACUGUAAUAAAAAUGGUUUUAAAUGCUAUUUUAAGUUUAAACAGAGGUUUUGAUGAUUCUUGGGCUUUGAUAGGUCUGUAUUUUAUAGUUUUUUACUUUGGUCGAUUUAACUUUGUCACAAAAUUUUUAAAUUUCAUUUUUUAUUAUUAUGGCCAUUUAGGUCAUUUCUUGUUGAUAUCAAGUAUAAGUUUUGGUUUUUUAUGACUUCUGGGUCAGACUAGGACUGCAUUUCAUAUUUUUACACUUUUGUCGGUUUACCUUUGUCACAAAGCUUUAAAAUUUCAGUUUUAAACCUUAUCAUCACCUCUUUUCCAGGGUGAAAAGUACGACGGUCGAAAGGCAGACGUCUGGUCGUGUGGUGUCAUUCUCUACGCUUUACUAGUCGGUGCCCUACCCUUCGACGAUGACAAUUUGAGGAAUUUGUUGGAAAAAGUGAAGAAAGGCGUUUUUCAUAUUCCCCAGUUCGUACCUCCGGACUGUCAAUCCUUAUUGAGGGGCAUGAUCGAGGUGGACCCGAAUCGACGAAUGAGUUUGGCAGAAGUGUUUAAGCAUCCCUGGGUGGUUGGGAACACGAGGAGUGAACCAGAGUUGGAACUACCCAUGGCACAAGUGGUACAAACUCAUGUUAUACCUGGAGAAGAGCACAUCGAUCCCGACGUUUUUCGGUAAGAACUUUGUUUACAGAAUAAGAAAUGGAAUGAAUUCUGGUUUUUGAGCUUGAAAUGGCAAGAACUUUCUUUACAAAGCAUAACAUGGCAAGAACUUUCUUUACAAAGCAUAAAAUGGCAAGAACUUUCUUUACAAAAUAUAAAAUGGCAAGAACUUUCUUUACAGAACAUAAUUUGGCAAGAAUUUUCUUUACAAAACAUAAAAUGGCAAAAAUUUUGUUUAUAAAUCAUAGGAUUUGGUUCAUCGUAUAACUUGUCACACGCAGGUUGCAAAACACAAAACUUGGCUUUUUAUGACAAAAUGGCAAGAACUUUCUUUACAGAAUAUAAAAUGGAUUAAUUUUGGAAUUUAUGGCUUAAAAUGGCAAGAACUUUCGUUACAAACUAUAAAAUGGCAAGAACUUUCGUUAAAAAACGGAAAAUGGCAAGAACUUUGCAUGGGUUGAGGUAAAACGGUAUUCAUCGUAUAACUUGUCACAUGCAGGCUGCAAUGCCCAAACUGGCUUUUUAUGAAGAAAUGGCAAACACUUUCUUUACAGAAUGAAAAAUGGCAAGAACUUUCUUUACAAAGCUUAAAAUGACAUACAUCGUAUAACCUGUCACUCUCAGCUCGCCAACCCUCAAAACUCAUACAAUAUUCUCUACAAUCACAAAGCUCUUUUUUCAUUAACCAAAAAUGCCAUUUCCAGCCACAUGAACAACCUGGGCUGUUUCAAAGACAAAGAGAAGCUGGUGACCGAGCUGUUGUCAAACAAGCACAAUACUGAAAAGAUGGUGUACUACCUACUUUUGGACCGGAAACGCCGUCGACCAGCUCAAGAGGACGAGACUGAAGUCGUGUUAAGAGACAGUAACAGAUCGAUUGAUCCACCACGGAAGAGGACCGACACUUCUAGACCACGAUGUCCUACUGGAGGCAUCAGUGAAGGUUCACCUAUCAAUCCUAGGAGAACUUAUGGGUAAGAUACUGUAACAUCUUUAAAGCCUUCAAUUUUGUUGUAAUAAGCGACAAACUUUAUUAACUUUGUCACAUUUCAGUCGUCACGGUCGUCAACGCCACUCCUCCCUGACCGGUUCACCCACCAACACACCCAGACUUGGUCGAUCCUUCUACGCCGCAAACACCAGCAACCUGAUAGCUACAGCACGACAAGCCAAUUCUACAUCAAUAUCAGCCGCAGCUUCACCAUCGAACUCGACCACGUCAGCUUCGUCGAUGAUCAACUCGGUGCUAAGUGGGUAUCCACAGACUACGGUGAACAAUGGGUCGGUUAGCGACCGGUCGAAUGGUGCUUCCCGGGCGCCACAGAACUUCCAUUAUUAUACUCAACCGGUCGAUCCUACAGUAAUUGCAUCGGCUUCGCCUGGGCAUCGAUCGAGGAGGAAGGAUAGUGCUGGAAGUCAAACAGGUACGUUUACUUUGUCUUACUGUUUCACCGCACCUUAGGCCCUACCGUACUCUAGACCCUGCUGUACCCUAGGCCCUACCGUACCUUAGGCUCUACUAGACCCUAGGCCUUACCAUACUCUAGGCCCUACCGUACUCUAGGCCCUACCGUACCCCUGGCCUUACCGUAUCCUUAGCCUACUAAUGUGUUCUUUUAGGUACCCACAACUCAGCAGUAGCCGCCCAAACCCCAUCCUCUUCAUCUCGCGCUUCUCUGAUUCCUCAGAAUCCAGAUCAAGCUCAUAUGGGCUCGUAUGUCACCAACCCCAACUCAAAUGCGUCAUCCUCGAACUCACUAGCAUCUGGAGGGGGAUCAGCCACCAAUAUCACUUCGAUACCUUGGAGAUCGAAGUUGAAUACUAUCAAGAACUCAUUCUUGGGUACUCCACGGUUUCAUCGACGUAAGAUGAGCUCUAACAGUGGUAAUGGCAGCGGGGUGGAGAGUGACAGUGAAGAUAGCAAUUUCGUCGAGACUAAUGAGUAAGAUUUUAAAGUUCUUGUUGUUUUGACUGGUUUUUGAAAUUUUUGGGGUUUUUGAUAAUUUUAAGGGGAUUUCUGAUUUCUUUUUGAAUUUUUGGUGAAUUUUUGAAAUUUAAAAAAAAUUUUUAAUUUUUAUUUUUUUUUAAUUUAUCGAAAAUUUUUGAUGUGUUUUGAAAUUUUCCUUACCUUUCAAAAAUAUUUAUUUUGUUUUUCAUUAUUUUUGGCAUUCAAUACUCGUAGAAAAUGAUUUUUUGCUCACAGUGCAGACUGCACGGUGCAACCGUGCAAAUUACAUAAGCUGCACGGUGCAGUCAUGCACUGUAAGGCUUGUUUUUAAAAAUGAAAUAAAUGACAAGUUUUUUGAAUAAUUAAAAAAAUUUUUAUAUUUUUUAAACGAUUUUUGAUUUUUUUACCUUUAUUUUACGACGUAUUUUUAAUAUUUUUAAAAAAAUUUCGAAAUUUAAAAAAAUUUUUUUUUGAAAAAUUUACUUUUUUUGCAUAAAAAUGACAUUUUAAUACUUGUCUAACAAAUUUAAACCAAAAUAUAUUUUUAGUCUGGUCAAAAAGUCUUGGUUCGGCUCAUUAACAUCGAAUGUUGGGAACGAGCGAGAGGAUGUACAUUGUGUGCCAGUUGAAGGCAAAACGCUCAACGCAAUCAAGGCAGAACUUAUCAGGGCAUUUUUAACAGUAAGUGCUUUUCAUUUAUAUUUUGAUUUUUAGGUUAUGUCAAUUUAAAAUGGCCAUAAAUUUGAAAUGUUUGGGGUUUUUGAGGAAAAUAGGGGUUUUUUGGUAGAAAAUUAAGGAAUUUUGAGCGUUUUUGCCAUUUUUAAAUUGAGGAUGGUUGUCUUAAUAAUAUUUUUUAAGUUUAUCAGGAUCUUGGUGAUUUUUUGUGUCAAAAUUUGUUAACGUUAGCGCUAAAAAUGGCACGAAACGUUACAAAACAUGGAUAAUAUAGGGGUAUUUUGCACAGAAUUCGCGAUUUUUAAUUUUUUUUGCCAUUUUUAAAUGAAGUGAACAAUUUUAAAUGCUAUUUUUAAACUUUUUAGGUACCUAAAGACAUGCUAAAUUUAUUUUUAUUAAAUCUGUUACCUAUUUCAACUAAAAAUCGAUUGUUUCAGAUCCACGAACUGAGCCAUCACGUCGUAGGGCAAAACUCAUUCAAAGUCGAAUAUCGUCGCGGCUCCACGAUGGGCUUCUCACGCGGAAUCAAGUUACAUGUCGACAUUUUAUCAACCGACCAAUCCGAUACCGCUAGUCCAUUCUACUUUGUCCAAUUCACUUUGACCGCGGGACCGGUGAGACGGUUCCGCCGACUGGUCGAUCAUUUGGCUGUGAUUCUACAGACGCCUGGACAACAACCACGGUUCGUAUAAAUAGGUUUUGAACAAAUAUUUAGUUGGUUUUUAGUUUUGCAGGUUUUUUGCGUUUAAAAAUGAUUUUUUUGGUUACAGUGCAUGACUGCACGGUGCAGCAAUGCAACUUACAUAGGCUGCACGGUGCAGUCUGCACUGUAAGUUUUUUUUUUGAAAAAUGCUAAAAAUGAUAAAGUUUAUGAAACUAUAAAUAUUAUUUUUUAAUUUUGUAUUGUUUUUUGACCUAUUGGUUUUAAAUUGUAUUUUAAAGUUAAAAAAUUUUUUUUAUUAAUUUUGAAAAAUUAAAAUUUUUUUUCAAAAUUUAAUUUGAAAUACAAUUUAAAACCCCUUUUUUAAUCAAUGGUAACUUUUUUCACAUUUUAUUUUACCUUGUUGUAGUACCAGUAUGUUGUAGGGUCGAUUUUCUUUUGGUUAUACCAUGUGUUGUAUAAACUGAUAGUAUCUUAAUUUACACUUGCCUUAUUUCGAAGUUAACAACAACCAUCACUUAUUUCUCUUUUCUGUACACAUUGAUUUUGACUUUUUUAAUUUUUGUGCACUUACUACGGUUUUGAACUUGGUAUCUUUGGUUUUUUGAGGAUUUUUGGAGGUUACUGAAGGAAAAAUUAAGUUUUUGCCAUUUUUAAAUUGACCGAUAAAGAAAAUUUUUACAAAAUAUGAAAGUGUAGACCCUUUAUGAUCUUAGGUGUUGAAUUUUACUCAUUUAUGUUGAUUAGAAAUGGCAGAAAACUUGAAGCUUAAAGUUAGAUUCCACGAUUUCGGGGAGAAAUUUACGUUUUUGCUAUUUAUAAAUGGACCUAAUUAGAAAAUUAGAAAAAUAUAUGAAAUUUUAGUUUGUUUAUGAUCUUUACUUUUGUAUUUUACUGUUCUAUGUUAAUCAAAAAUAGCAGAAAACAUAAAUUUAACUCUUACGGACCCGUUCACAAAAAUAAUUUUUUUCAAAUUUUAGUUUUUUUUUGCUAAUACCCUUAAAAAUGAUCCAAGAUACCAUACUUUUAACCGUAGUAACAUAAGAACACGUUAUUGUCAGGAUAUUACCUAAUUUUGUGUCCGGUUAUUUAUGAAUUUAUUUCGUUUUUUUUUAAUAAAUUUGUUUUAACACUGGUGAUUGUGGUUCAAUAACAACAUAAAUGGUGAUUGUGAUAGCCUCAGGUUUGGGCAAAAGACAGGGCAUGGCAAAAUAACCCUUGUACAGGGCAUGGCGUUUUAAUUUUUGAUUUUCUGCCGUAUGUCCCAAGCCUAAAGGCUAUGAUAAUAUAACAAAAAGGUUAUAUCUUGUUGUUGGUAUUAUGAAUUUCAUUCAUAUUUUUGUGAGUACGAUGCGCAUACAAAGCAGUUUAAGAUAAUAUGAAGAAUUUUAAAAUUUUAGUCCAGGAACAUCCUCACAGAAUGCGACAAACAUGGUCAGGCCUAGAAAGUUGUCGGACGCUUCAGUAAACUCAACUGAAAGUGACGCCGAAUCAGUGGCUAGCAGUCGACAUAAUAGCAAGGUAAAAUACGACUUAAUCUUUAUUUUUAAAAAUUUCUUGUAAAAUGCCCAAAAAAUCAAAAAAAUUAUUUAUUUUUGUUUUUUUAAAUAAUUUUUGAUGAUUUUUUACGUUUUUUUUAUUUUUAGGUAAUUCUUAAUAUAAAAAUUAUUUUUUGUUGAUUUUUAGAAUUUUUACGGCAUUUUUUAAAUAUUUAUUUAGUUAUGUAUCAGUUUUAUUACUUAAAGGUGAAAGAAAAUCAUUUUUUUGCCCACAGUGCACGACUGCACCGUGCAACAGUGCAAAUUACAUAGGCUGCACGGUGCAGUCGCGCACUGUGAGGUUUUCUUUGAAAAUGAAAGAAAAUGAAAUUUUUUGAAAUUGAAAAGUUUUAUUUUUAAUUAAUAAUUGUUUUUUGACUUUUUAUAUGUUUUAUUACCAAAAAUUUAAAUUUAAAAAAAAACUCAAAAUUUCAAAAAAUUUUUUACUUUUAAAAAAUUUUUAAAUUUUACUAAAAAAUUAAAAUUUAGACCUCAACAGCAUCAACCAGCUAUGUAGCAGCAUUAAAAGCAGCCCAAAACCGACAAAACCAAGCCCGGGUAAUUCAUCGGGGGUCGAUUGGUAAUGAUGCUGAACAUCGAAAAGGUAAUUUUUAAAAUUUUUAAAGAUGUUAUUUUAGGUAACAAAUAAACUUAAAUUUUGUAAAAAUUUUAUUUUAUUAUUUAAAAAAUAAGCUAAAAUACAAAAAAAAACGAAUUUCUUGGUUACAGUGCAUGACUGCACUGUGCAACAGUGCGAAUUACAUAGGCUGCACGGUGCAGUCGUGCGAAGUGACAUUUUUUGAAAGGUUUUGAACUUUUAUUUAUUUUAUGACAUUUCCAGCCUCAGCCAAUCUUCAAAUAAACAACAAUCGUGUAGCUGAUACUUCUGGAAGUCGGAGAAAUACGAGUGCAGCUGUGUUGGACACGUUUGGUAUACCUAAUCCUCAACCAGUCAUACCUAAAAAACGGUCGAUUGAAGUUCAGAAUCCUGAAGCACUGAUUUUCACUAAUCCACUGUAAGUACUUUUCCUACCCUACCCUACCCUAUCCUGCCCUACCCUGCCCUACCCUACCUUGCUCUACCCUACUCUACACUACCCUAGACACUACCAUAGCUUAGGCCCUACCGUAGUCAACCAUAAAUCCUAAAUUACUCUAGGCCCUACAGUACAAUAAGCUUUACCGUACUCUAGCUCUUACCGUAUCCUAGGCCCGACCGUACACUACCUUAGUGUUUAUUGUACUCCAAACCCUACCAUAUCCUGAUCUACUUGGAGCCCGUACGGUAUCUUUACGUACCUUACUGUAGGUCCUACCGUAUAUUUGCCAUUUUUCAGCCCCUACUUUAAGAUUACUGUACUACUCUACUCUAUGACCUACUGUAUCCUAGACCCGACUGUAUCUUACCCUACUCUACUUUAAUCUAUGCCCCAUCGUACUCUAGCCUUUGGCCCUAGCCUUGUAUUAAACUUAACCCUAGCUUCAAUUGUACUUCCACUCUAUCUUAAGCUGCCCUAUAUUACUUUACCUUGACCCACCUUAUUACAACUACAAUAAGCCAUAAUACUAUAAUAAUAAAUAAACAUUACAGACACCAACCGACCACCCCAUCAGCCACAUCUCAACCUUCAGCAUCUCCUCGAUUUCCCACCAGUUCGUCACGUCAAAGCGGUGUUACUGUAGAUGAGCCUAUGGCAGAGUCACCCACUACUGUUAUAUAA